Xenopus laevis (African clawed frog) is the source of this 820-nucleotide messenger RNA. RefSeq lists its product as uncharacterized. The transcript is spliced from 3 exons. Bases 73 to 732 code for a protein of 219 amino acids. The record is from RefSeq and is a predicted model, not a curated record. NCBI's taxonomy places the organism in Eukaryota, Metazoa, Chordata, Amphibia, Anura, Pipidae.
AGCUGUAACGGCACAGGAGUUAUUGUUGGGACUGAGAAUGGAAACGUAACUCUGCAGAUAAAUAAACCUGAAAUGAAAGAGAUUUCGUGGCUCUAUGAACAAGCGAUCAUUGUUACGACACAACAAAAUGGUUCCCUUACUGUACGAAGCCCUCGGUUUAGACAAAGAGUCUACAGUGGAUCUGCCGGUUCUCUGAUCAUUACUGAACUAACAAAGAAAGAUCAAGGAACCUACUCGGCAAAUGUGGAAGGAAGAUGUACAGAUUUUUAUCUCCAAGUCUUCAAACCGUUGUCUGCUGAAGAUAUUCAGAUCCAUCACAGAAUCAUUAACAUGGAGAACUGCAGCCUCACUCUGUCCUGCAAUGUAACCGGACCAGAAACAAGAAGUUUCUGGGAAAACAGAGAAGCAAGUGAUGGAAUAAAGGGAAACAUUACUCUGCAUGUGAUUUAUACUAACGCCAGCUCGAAAUACACUUGUACUGCACAGAAUCAGAUCAGCAGGGUCUCAAGAUCAGUCAUCCCAUGGACACUGUGCAGAGAAGUUUCAGAAUCAAAUGAGACCAGACCAGAAACUCAGUAUAUCAGAGCUACACUUGUUGUUUUUGUGCCCUGUUUUAUCAUCAUUUCAGCCAUCAUUUCUGUAUAUGUGUGGGCGAGACACAGACACCAGCUGGGUAAGUCUUUCUUGUGGUCUACAAGUCCAGUAAGUGAUGAGAACUCAAUUCUAAUAUAGAAAGUGAACCAAUAAGCCUACACGUUGUGAAUCUGGCACAUGAAUAUACUGUAUGCAGUGAGCAGUGCAUCUGUCCAUAUGACGUUAG